CUCUCCACCCCAGAGAGAAGAAUCUCUCGCUGUCUCUCGCUCGCUCUCUCUCUCUCUCUCUCUCUCGCUCUCCAUAAAGUUUCUCACUUUUGAGCUCUCCCAUCACAAACAAUAUACUCUGCCUCUUUCACACACAUACACACAAACCAGAGUUUCUUCAAUCUCUGCUAAGAAAUUAUCUACUUCUCUGACACACUAAAAUUUCUACAUAGUGAUGGGUGUAAGCUCUCAUAGCUCUUAAACUUCCCACAUUACAUUGAUCCUCCUCAGAAAAAAUGUCAAAGGUUGUUGCUUUUUCUUUCUAGAAUAUGACCGUUUAAAGUACCUGUGGGAUUUUUAUUACAGAACGGGAAAAAAGUAAAAGAUUAACACACAAAAACGCAAAGCUAUGGCUGGUAGUAAGGUCUAUGGAGGUGCUUCAAACAUGAGCGUUUUACUUCAAAACGAAAGGCUUCCUUGUUCUUCUGAGGUUCUUGAGCCUCUCUGGAUUCCCAGCUCUGAGCCUUCUUUUCAUGCUUCAAAAUCAAUCGCUAAUUUUGAGAAUGUCAAUGGAGGAGACACCACAGCUAGGCCAUUUUUCCAACAGCUAGAUAAAGAUGAAAAUGUUGAUGAAGAUUAUGAUGGGUGCUUUCAUCAACCAGGAAAGAAAAGGCGGCUUGCAGUGGAUCAAGUUCAGUUUCUUGAGAAGAAUUUCGAGGUGGAAAACAAGCUUGAACCAGACAGGAAGAUCCAACUUGCAAAGGAACUUGGUUUGCAGCCUCGGCAAGUUGCCAUAUGGUUUCAAAAUCGCCGGGCUCGGUAUAAGACUAAACAACUUGAAAAGGACUAUGACUCCUUGAAAACUAGCUAUGAUAAGCUCAAGAUUGACUAUGACAAUCUACUCAAGGAGAAGGAAGGCUUGAGAAGUGAGAUAAACUCCUUGAAGGACAAAUUGCUCAUUAGAGAGAAAGGAAAAGAAAAUGUGGAACCACUUGAUGCCAUAAAGUCAUCAAAUACAGAACCAACCCAAGAACCAAUUUCAAAUGCAGUUUCUGAAAAUGUGUCCAAUGUGCCAAUAUUGGUGUGUAAACAAGAAGAUGCUAGUUCAGCCAAAAGUGAUGUCUUUGACUCUGAUAGCCCACAUUACACCGAUGGGAACCAUUCUUCAUUGUUAGAGCCCGCGGAUUCAUCUCAUGUCUGUGAACCAGACCAGUCUGAUUUCUCACAAGAUGAAGAAGAUAAUCACAGCAAGAUCCUCUUGCCCCAAACAUACUUUCCAAAAAUUGAAGAUGGCUAUAACGAUGACCAGCCUGUGAGUUAUUGUAAUUUUGUAAUCCCAAUGGAAGAUCAGCCCUUUUGUUUCUGGAACUACUGAGCUAUAUCAUAUGUCACAUUAGCUUCUAGGUAGUAAUUGCAAUGUUUUAAGUUUUCAGUUGUAAUUAUGGUUAACGAGCAAUAAAAUCCAAUUACCA
This is a messenger RNA of Quercus robur (English oak), 1451 nucleotides long. RefSeq names its product homeobox-leucine zipper protein ATHB-54-like. Gene Ontology annotation, molecular function: sequence-specific DNA binding; DNA-binding transcription factor activity, RNA polymerase II-specific. Gene Ontology annotation, biological process: positive regulation of DNA-templated transcription. Gene Ontology annotation, cellular component: nucleus. The record is from RefSeq and is a predicted model, not a curated record. NCBI's taxonomy places the organism in Eukaryota, Viridiplantae, Streptophyta, Magnoliopsida, Fagales, Fagaceae. The transcript is spliced from 3 exons. Bases 389 to 1354 code for a protein of 321 amino acids.